GUAGAAAAGAGAAAGCUUAAGGAUACUACAGCGGAAAGGAAGGGAAAGGAAUCAAAGAUGGGGGGAGGAAUGGAGGCGAACAAGAACAGGUUCAUUGAAGAUUGGGGCAGUGCGAGAGAGAAUCUGGAGCAUAACUUUCGCUGGACUCGCCGCAACUUCGCUCUCGUCGGCAUAUUCGGCAUCGCUAUCCCCGUCCUUGUCUACAAGGGCAUUGUUCGAGAAUUUCAUAUGCAGGAUGAAGAUAAUGGUAGGCCAUACAGGAAGUUCUUGUGAGUUUUUCUCCGCAAAGCUGGAUAAUAAAUGUUGACGAGUACAACAGGGUUUUAUCUUGGACAACAAUUUCUGUUAUGUACUUGGUUUUGGAACUUGUCAUGUUGUUAUUUGCUCGGUUUUGAAACAAAUUCUGUGCUCUGCUUCUUUUAAGUUUCUGGUGUAGCUUUUGAAUAUUUGGUCCAUAUUACAAGUUCAAAUAAUCUGGGUUUCUGCUGCA
Molecule: messenger RNA, 490 nt
Organism: Gossypium raimondii (Peruvian cotton)
Lineage: Eukaryota; Viridiplantae; Streptophyta; Magnoliopsida; Malvales; Malvaceae
Exons: 2
Coding region: 58-273 (71 amino acids)
Source: RefSeq, a predicted model, not a curated record